GAUAAAGGAAGGAGGAGGGAGCACUCACCCUGGGAGGGAUCCGGAAAACCUUCCGUAGGAGGGAACCCCGGAGCCGAGCCUUGAAGGAAGAAGCUAGGAGGUGUAAGAGUCCGGGCUCGUUGCCACGGCAAACAACUGGUUAAUCCCAGUUUAAAUUAGGAACACUCUGUGGAAGGAACUUUAUGUGAAACAAAAAAAAUGCCCCUUUCCACACAAACUGAAGAUGGGAAUGAUCAAUAUAUCUUAGUUGCCAGUCUUGACAAUAUAAGGAAUCUCUCAAACAUAUUAAAAGCUAUUCAUUUCAGAGACCACGCAACCUGUUUUGCAACAACAAAUGGAAUCAAGGUUACAGUGGAAAAUGCAAAAUGUCUGCAAGCAAAUGCAUUCAUUCAGGCUGGAAUAUUUCAAGAGUUUAUUGUUCAGGAAGAAUCUGUAACAUUUCGAAUCAAUUUGACAGUUCUUCUAUACUGCUUGACUAUUUUUGGUUCAACUCCUUUGUCAGGAACUUCAACUGCACUUAGGAUGUGUUACCAAGGUUAUAGGUACCCUUUGAUACUCUUCCUAGAAGAAGGUGGAGUUGUGACAGCAUGCAAAAUCAAUACCCAAGAGCCUGAAGAUACUCUGGAUUUUGAUUUCUGUAGCACAAAUGUUAUUAAUAAGAUUAUUCUUCAGUCAGAAGGCCUUCGUGAAGCAAUUGCUGAGUUAGAUAUGACCAGUGAGGUCCAACAGAUUACCACGUCACCAGAAAAACCUUAUUUCAGGCUAUCCACUUUUGGAAAUUCAGGAAGCUCACACCUUGACUAUCCCAAAGAUUCUGAUUUGAUGGAAGCAUUUCAUUGUAAUCAGACCCAAACUAACAGAUACAAGAUUUCUUUGCUGAAACCAUCCCCAAAGGCUUUAGCCCUAUCUUGUAAAGUGUCUAGCACUGAUAACUGGGGAUUCCUUUCUUUACAGUAUAUGAUUAAGAAUGAAGAUGGACAAUGUUUUGUGGAAUAUUACUGUUGCCCUGAUGAGGAUGUUAGUGAUUCAGAGCCCUGA
Molecule: messenger RNA, 1038 nt
Organism: Dromiciops gliroides (monito del monte)
Lineage: Eukaryota; Metazoa; Chordata; Mammalia; Microbiotheria; Microbiotheriidae
Product: cell cycle checkpoint protein RAD1-like
Biological process (GO): DNA damage checkpoint signaling; DNA repair
Cellular component (GO): checkpoint clamp complex; nucleus
Molecular function (GO): 3'-5' exonuclease activity
Source: RefSeq, a predicted model, not a curated record